CAUGUACAUGUACAGUACAUUGUGCAUGUAUUUCUACGCGAACAGCACUGCACAAAUUAACAUGUGUACGUGUGAUUGCCGUUACGGCACGUACGGUUAAUGCAUCCAGCGUGGAACCUGAUGACCUCUCUCCACUUGCGGGCCCGGCACAAGCGUCAAAUUAAUCAGUUUCAUGUGAGCGUGACACUCAUGUGACCGAACCAAAAGCACUGGUGUUUUUCAUACAACUGGAAUCACCAAAUCCCCUCGGCGAGAUGAAUUUCCGUCAGCGCAUGGGCUGGCUCAUGGUGGUCGUCUUCCUGUUACUCAGUGCCCUGAUACUGUACUACAUGUUUGAAAUCAGUGAGACUUACAACGGCCUAGCCCUGGAGCACGUCCAGUCCUAUGCUAGCUCCCUGAAGAACAAUCCUGGUGGCAUCACCUGGAGGCAGACAAUCACCAACCGACUGGUGUCCCUGCCCUUCUGGCUCUGGAUGGGGAUUCUUCUGGUCCCCUACCUGCAGGUCUUCUGCCUUCUCAUCGCCUGCACCAAGAAUGACCCCUUGACGGCCGGCAUGGCCCUGGGGCCAGUCUGCUUGGUCUUGAGGCUGUGCGCCUGCCGGACCAGUGAAACGCACAGCAAUCAGUACGGACUGGAUGUACCCAUGCACACCUGAUUUGCCAAGAUUCAGUACAGUGCAAUGUUUUGGUUUUUUUUUUUUUCGUCUCCAGCAAUUCCUAGUUAGGGAUCUUGAAGUGAUGGCUUCUACAGGCUGAGUUGACUGGGCACUGAUGAAUGAACAGGUUUAAUAGCAAGGAACUCAUCAACAUCUAAAGAGAAAGUAGUAUUUUUUACGUUGUUUAAGCAGCCAUGGAUAUCUUUUCUUUUUUGUCCUUUCUUAGCGGAGUUAGCACUCUGUGUCUAAGAUAGAGGAUUGUUGGGUCUAUCAACCGUCACAGUCCUCAAUCCUUCACCUGUUGAAAGACUAGGACUGUUAGGGUUGAUUCAUGUAAUUGUUUUUCUACAUCAAAAGUGUAUGUUUAUAUGUGGACUGGAGAGGUUGAAAUUGAAGGUCCUAGUUUAUCUGCAAAUUUUCCUGAAUCUUUCAAAAUCCACUGUCAUGUAUGAUGCCAGUGGCACAGUCUUUCUGCUCACCUUUUUCUGAAGCGGCAUCAAUUCCUAUGUCGAGUUAUGGUUGGACAGUCCUUGUUCUGAGUCCUCUAAAAUUCCCAGAAUCUCCCCGGUGGAUUUAGAAGGCUCAGGGCUGGUUAGAGUUGAGAAAAAUCCGGACGUGACGAGGGAGACAUUUAAAGGAGUACGAGUAUUUUGGAGGAAGGUUUUUUGUAAAGAAUUGUAUCCAAGUUAUGUAAGUGGUGCUGAGAGGAAAAACUGUACAAAUUUUGGAAAAGAAUUCUGGGUUGAAGUAUCACGUCACUGUGGUUAGUUGGUGCUACGUUAUACCUCAAGUUGCUUAGACAUUGCUUAGAUGAGUUUAGGAGGACAAGGACCUUAUCAAGUUAUGGGGGCCGCCAAGGGUGGUCCUAGCAUAAGAACCAAACUUUCAAGAGACUAAAAUUGCAUUGUACUCUGGGGUUAAUUUUUACCCGGGGAGUUCCAUAGCCCCCUUUUGGCCCCAUGGGACCCGCUAACGUACACGUAUGCAGCUUGCUUGUUCAUGUACAGUGUUUGUGUAUAUGCAAAAUGUGAACAUUUGCUCAGGCACAAAUUUAAAGUAUGAGCUGUCUGACCCAUGGGACCCUUUUGCACAGUAAGGUACAGUAGGAUAGGAAAAAGAGGCUGGUUUAACUAUUCAAAAACCUGUACAUAGGACGAGAGGGUCUGCUUUCAAGGAGUAGCCACUCUGUGUUUCGGGGUAAGCAGGAUGGGAGGUGGGCCGGACCCUCUUGAAAAAGUUCCUCUCUGCAGAUCAAUUUCCUAACGUCAUCCAAUAUUUUACGUGUAUGUACUUGUGCGUCCUUCCCACCAAGUUUCAAACUGUUCCACCACAAGUUUUUCCAUGAAGGUAGCAGAUUUAACAUUACGGCAGCAGAUCAGAUAUAUUUUCAAUUUUAGUUGGCAUCAGCCCCGCCUUUAACCCUAACCCACUAGGGCCUUUUUAUUAGGACACAUCCUCAAUCUCCAAAAUCCUCCAAUUACUCAACUUCAAAAACUGCAUACAUCCUCAAUCCGCCAAUGUUCAAAUCAUCAUUCAUCUUGAAUCCUCCAAAACCACCCGCAGAAUUUUGGAGGAUUGAGAAGGGUCAGACCCACCAGAAUUACAACUUAUUACAACUUGUGUGCUUUACAUCAAAUUCAAUGUUUUUGAACGAUCCUAUUGACCCAUCUCGUAGACAGCCAUCUUUGUAGGAAAAUUACAGCUGUGUGUGUUACGCCACCUCGCGCAUGUGCCUGCAGAGUGCAAACUGUUCUAUACACGUGCAUGUUGCUUGGAAUUUCUUAGAAAUAUGGUACAGGUCUUGGGAGUCAUGAAAAUCUGACGUCUAAAAUGCAGAAUCACUGGGCAUCCGUAGGAAGUGAUUGUCAGUUGAGACAUAAAGAAUGCAGGAUUUAGAAGUGUUUUGGGGGGUUGGAGUCAUUUCAUGGUUCAAUAGAAACCAUUAAAUGGAUGUUUUCAUUGAAGUUUGGAAAUGGCUUUGACCAGGCUAGUCAAUGAACCAUGUCACAUUUGUUUUGUUGCGGAAACAGUGAAGCAAGUGGGUGAAGGGGUGGGUGGGUGGCAAUUUGGGUCUAGCAACCACUUCACAAGACUAUUCAGAUUUCCUGUUAACCUUAAUUGUUGACAGUGUUAACUCAUAGUCUUGUGAGAAUUUCUGUCUUAGUUUUUUGAAGUGUUACAAUUUGUUUACUUCAUGUAUAUGGAAAGAACACGUGUAUUAAAAUCUGGUUUAGCAAAACUUGGCAAUAAACCUGGCAAACAUUUAAGUUGCCUCUUUUGCACAUUUAGUUUACAUUUUACAUAAAAAGUCAUACAUGUACUAGACAUGCUCCUGUAUUUAACAAUGUACACUGCGUAAUGUUUCGAACACGUGCCAGUUAUUUGUACAACGAACAAGUACAUUCAUGUAGAAAGAAUGGUAUUUUGUACUUCUCUAAUUUAUUUGUACAGUGGGAACUUGUCCAUUUAAGAGCUUUCCAGAAGUACAGUUUUCUAAUCAAUCAUUUCUUGUAUUAGGACUUUGAAACAAAAUGCCUCAGAUCAAAGUUUUCAGAAUUUUGAUUUUCGAAUUGAUUAGCCGGUUUUCUUAUUUAAUGAAAAAGUUGCAUGUAUAUAAAUCAGUUGUUAUUUGGAACCAGAAAGUAUAAAUUCACUUUGUAUUAUUUCUCGUAUUUAUCCUGUUUAGUUGAAAUGACGUGGCAAAUUUUUUUGGGGGGGGGGCUUUAUUUUGAUAAGUGUCGGAGAAUGCUUCUGAGGUAUAGUCGCACAGUUACUGCAGGCUGUUUUAUAACAAUGUGCCAAUAUCAAUGAAAUAAAAAUGCUAAGCAUGUGGAUCGUUUUUUUCUGUUUGAUUAAAGCAAUGAAUUGUCUCAAAUAAAAGACAAGGUCAAAGUAACAGGAAUCCCAUCAUCUUCAUGGGUGUUGCAAGGGGGGGGCGCCGGGGGAAUUGAAA
This is a messenger RNA of Acanthaster planci (crown-of-thorns starfish), 3609 nucleotides long. It is a transcript of the gene tmem251, whose product is annotated as transmembrane protein 251. NCBI's taxonomy places the organism in Eukaryota, Metazoa, Echinodermata, Asteroidea, Valvatida, Acanthasteridae. The record is from RefSeq and is a predicted model, not a curated record.